AUGGGUAACCCACCAAUAACCUGGAUCUGGAAGUGUGGAGAGAGAACGCUCUCCCAAAGAAGGAUUAGUAACUAUGGGUGCUCGUCAAAGAUCGUGUUUGCGGUUGAGCCUUGGCAAAACGGAGAAUCUUGUUUUUGUGAGGCUACAAGUACAAGAUUUAACUACAAUAAACCAUCAAAUACACAAAAUGUCACUGUAUAUUACGCACCGGUAGACUUCCCUGAACUUAUCAACAAAACACAGGUGCACGUGGAGGAAAACUCGCCAAUUAUCCUUCGUUGUCGUGUGUUCUCUGCCGGAAACCCUCGCCUCUAUUGGUCCUGGUACUGCGGGGAUCUUCUGAUAGAAAAGGAAACGAGUAACGGUGACACAUGGUCAGAGUUGACAUUUAUAGCCUCCAAACAAUUCCACCAGAAGGCGUGCUACUGUCGAUUGCAAUCAAAGUUAAACUUGGUUACUUACAACAAAACUUCUCAAAAAAAGUUUAUAACCAUAAAAAGCGAUAAUACUUGUUUCUCUGUUGCCACAUUCGUAACAACAACAUCUGUACUCUCAACAGUCUUGGUUACAAUGUUUCUGGCCAUUUUGGUAAAAAAUGUCAGAAAAAGACCACUAAAUUGGCAGCAAUGGAUACACUUUCAUGAUUUGUUCAGGAAUUCGAGAUGCACAGCUCCACCUCAACCAAAAGUCAGACAAAAUGACGACAGGACCAUCACAUUUAUAGAGGACCGUACUUAUGAAGUCGUCCAAUCUCACAAGAAAAAGAAGCGGAAAGGUACAAUCACAUUGUCUACAUGUAACACAUUUUCCAGGAAGAAAGAAAAGCUCUCCAAUAUAUGA
Molecule: messenger RNA, 840 nt
Organism: Saccostrea echinata
Lineage: Eukaryota; Metazoa; Mollusca; Bivalvia; Ostreida; Ostreidae
Exons: 7
Coding region: 1-840 (279 amino acids)
Source: RefSeq, a predicted model, not a curated record